Molecule: messenger RNA, 1223 nt
Organism: Xenopus laevis (African clawed frog)
Lineage: Eukaryota; Metazoa; Chordata; Amphibia; Anura; Pipidae
Gene: efl1.L
Product: elongation factor like GTPase 1 L homeolog
Biological process (GO): cytosolic ribosome assembly
Cellular component (GO): ribonucleoprotein complex; cytosol
Molecular function (GO): GTPase activity; ribosome binding; GTP binding
Source: RefSeq, marked provisional
GGCUGCGCCACUGUCAUCUGCUGCGUGUGUGAUACUUAAACCAUGGGACCUGUCAGCUUAGAGAAAAUCAUUGCCCUGCAAAAGAGGGCUGCCUACAUUCGCAAUAUCUGUAUAUUGGCACAUGUGGACCAUGGUAAAACAACAUUGGCUGACUGCCUCAUAUCUAACAAUGGGAUAAUUUCCAACAGACUGGUAGGAAAGUUACGAUAUUUGGACAGCCGUGAAGAUGAACAAAUCCGAGGAAUCACAAUGAAAUCCAGUGCAAUUUCCCUGCAUUACAAAGAUGGGGAAGAAGAAUAUCUCAUCAACCUCAUUGACUCACCUGGACAUGUUGACUUCUCUUCAGAGGUCUCAACUGCUGUCCGUCUUUGUGAUGGAUGCAUCAUUGUGGUUGAUUCUGUAGAAGGAGUCUGUCCUCAGACACAAGCAGUAUUACGGCAAGCUUGGCUUGAGAAUAUCCGGCCAGUCCUGGUGAUCAACAAAAUAGAUAGGCUAAUAACUGAAUUGAAGCUUUCCUCUCUUGAAGCUCAUUCCCAUCUCCAAAAGUUACUGGAACAGGUCAAUGCAGUUACUGGAAGUCUAUUCACCUCUAAGGUCCUGGAAGAGAGAGCAGAGAAGGACACGGCCAGUGACGUUCCAUCCGAGACUGUGGAUGCAGAUCAGGUGUAUGACUGGAGUGCUGGCCUGGAAGAGACAGAUGAUUCCCACCUUUAUUUUUCACCUGACCAAGGCAAUGUUGUAUUUGCCAGUGCCAUAGAUGGCUGGGGAUUUACCAUUGAUCACUUUGCCCAGCUGUACAGUCAGAAAGUUGGCAUUAAGGCUUCUGUACUUCUGAAGACACUCUGGGGAGAUUACUAUCUGAAUACCAAAGCCAAGAAGAUCAUGAAAGGAGCACAGAGAAUUCUCAUUUACGUGGCCAUGAGUCUACAGUGUGUCCUGGGUUAUGGGGAAGAGAGCCCUACCAAGUGCAAAUAAUGAACAAAGGCUUUGCAGCUUAAUUCACUGGCUCGGUUUCUCCCUCAAGUAAUCUUCUGAACGAUUUCCCAUUCCAACAAUUACUCAUCUUGUAUAUCGAUGCCGCAGAUAAGUCCCAUUAAUCAUUUUUAAUGAAACAUGUGUAGCAGACAUUUUUGGGGGGAGGGCAAUCCUCCCCCUUUUUUAGAAUCAUACAAACUUUUUGUUAACUGAUUAAAGUAGUAAAAUAAAGCAAAAAUAAUCAUCAA